AAACCCAAUAAUAUUUUAGCAAGCUUGCUUUAGUAGCAUGUCACUUAUGGGCCCGGAAUUCUUUAAUUUUAUAAAGAAGUUAGAAGAAAAUGAUGAUAAGCUGACAUCUGUUACUCCUCUGCAGGAGCCGCUCGAAUUUGAAUACAAUAAUUCAAGUUGUUACGUCUGCAAUGGCUACUACGGCCCCAGCUUUGGUGAACCCGUAUGCGUUACCUGCCACGCAUUUCUCUUCCCUGACUUUCCGUCAUAUCUACCAAGCUCCUAUUUCUGCAGUGAAAAAACUGAUGAUGGUGAUUCUGGAAAUGAUGAACCUUCUGAUCUGAACUUCCAGUUAGAUCGCAGGCUAAACAGAGUUUGUGCUUUUCCUUCUUGGUGUUACAGAAAUUCAUUAGACAGUGAGACAAGCCCUGAAGAUGAAACUAGUCGCACAAGUACCUCCGGACCUGGGGCAAGCAGAAGUAUUAGUGAAGGCAGUGGUUCAGGAAUGCCUCUAGGCCCUAUUGAUAUAGCAGCAAGAGCACCACCUCCACAGCCCCCUAGCUUGGCACGUUCCUUGCAAGCUUUGUCAACUCCAAGGCUUCCAGAUAAUUUAGCUCCUGGAUUAGUGGAGCAUUUGCCUUCUGAAGUGCUGCUAUGCAUCUUCAGUUACUUGGAUGACAUGUCUUUGAGUGCGUGUGCAUGCGUAUGCGCUCGCUGGUGGCGACUGGUGCGCGCGCACGUGCCGCCGCCGCGCUGGGCCGCGUUCACCACACGACGUUGGCCGCUCUUCCGGCCUCUCCUGCCCAACCUUGACUGGCAUAAGAAAUAUCAAGCGCUGGUAGAUUCAUGCUUCUGCCGGCACUGCCUGGUGCAGAUGUCAGUGUUAGCUCAGCCGGUCGGCGAAGAGAACGCCUGGCGCAGGAACAGGCUGCGCACUGAAUCAAAGAUGAUGCGCAAUGACCCGCCGGAGGGCAUCGCGGCGGCUCCGCUGGAUCCCAAGUGCUGUCACUGGCAGGCCAGCGUCACGGGGCCAGUCGACUCGCCUUACGAGGGCGGCGUCUUCUAUCUAUACAUACAAGUGCCCUACUCUUACCCAAUGAACCCUCCUGUGGUGCGGUUCCUUACACGCAUUCUACAUCCCAACGUGUCUCGUCACGGCGACGUCGGCAUCGACUCUGUGCACCACAACUGGUCGCUGGCACUCACCAUCGGCAAAGUCCUCAUCUCCAUACAGAGUCUGCUCACAGAUCCAUACACCACGGUUUGUAUGGAGCCGGAGUUGGGAGAGAUGUAUGUUCACGAUCGCGCUCGUUUCGAGAGCCUCGCGCGGCGCUGGACUUGGCGCUACGCCAUGCACGACAUUCUGCCUAACUAAAUUGUACUCUGCUGCUUAUACAAUAAGACAUAUUGUGGGUUGAUACUAAACUUGUACGAGGCAUAAAACGCUAAAAGAAAUUUUGAUAUGUCCAUCCUUCUCAUUCUCUUAGGA
Messenger RNA from Papilio machaon (common yellow swallowtail), 1468 nucleotides. RefSeq lists its product as uncharacterized. Bases 38 to 1354 code for a protein of 438 amino acids. The transcript is spliced from 8 exons. Lineage: Eukaryota; Metazoa; Arthropoda; Insecta; Lepidoptera; Papilionidae. Gene Ontology annotation, molecular function: protein binding. The record is from RefSeq and is a predicted model, not a curated record.